Messenger RNA from Cyanidioschyzon merolae strain 10D, 786 nucleotides. RefSeq lists its product as hypothetical. The record is from RefSeq and is a predicted model, not a curated record. Bases 1 to 786 code for a protein of 261 amino acids. NCBI's taxonomy places the organism in Eukaryota, Rhodophyta, Bangiophyceae, Cyanidiales, Cyanidiaceae. The transcript has a single exon.
AUGAACGCAGCGACACCACGCGGUGGAGGCGUUCGUUUCGAGCCCUUCGUGGCGGCGUACAACAACUCGACCCCCGAGGCAGUCUUGGCGUUGGCGCCUACGCCAGUACGAGCACAGCUCCAGAAUCGUUCCGAGACGCCCAGUGGUGCUCGACUUCGAAGCAGCAGUGGCGGAGCAGGUGCAGACUCCGUACCUGAUGCGCUGUCGAACGCAGUGGAAACCGUGGACCUGUUGCGUGACUUGGUGGCGGUUUUCCGCUCCGAGGAGGACGUUCAAAUAAUGGAGGCAUUGGCCUCUCUCGAACAACAAAUCGACGAUACGGUAUUGGAGCGGCAACAACGAGCCAAGGAGUCGCUGGUACAGCUUGCGAGACAGGUUGACGCCGCCAGACAACGCGCGACGCCGCCUGAGCCUGAACAUCUGCAUCAGCAGCGGGUCGAGGAACGCGAGCGGGUGAAACGCCUCAUUAUUGAGCGGAUGCUAACUGCCGAAGAGCGCAGCAAAGCGCUGCAAGCGAACUUGCGCGAGCUGGAUGCGGAGUCCUCGGAGGUGCAGCAGGCGCUGGACCGGUAUCGGCAGCGCAUUCAAACUGAUAUUCCGAGCCUCAAACAUGCACUGAGUUUAUAUGUCACGAUAAGUCGUAUCCGUUGGAACUACCGAUGCGAUCAGACGUACAUUGAGGGAUACGUGGCCCAGGAGCGUGAGAACGACGUGCGUCCAUUCCGAUUCCAACACGGAGAUGCGGUGGCCACUGCCGACCGUCUCUGGGCGCUUAUCGAGCCGUGA